Meira miltonrushii is the source of this 859-nucleotide messenger RNA. RefSeq names its product putative nuclear cap binding protein subunit 2. Gene Ontology annotation, cellular component: nuclear cap binding complex. Lineage: Eukaryota; Fungi; Basidiomycota; Exobasidiomycetes; Exobasidiales; Brachybasidiaceae. Gene Ontology annotation, biological process: mRNA cis splicing, via spliceosome. Gene Ontology annotation, molecular function: RNA cap binding. The transcript has 2 exons. The coding region runs from base 21 to 776 and encodes 251 amino acids. The record is from RefSeq and is a predicted model, not a curated record.
CAUCUUCCAUCAUCGUCAAGAUGGCACAUGUGGUAGACGCAUUGGAUGCUCCAUCCAGCUAUCGUGAUUCGAGAAGUACACAAAGUAAAUGGGAACAACAACAAGCAUUAGAAAGUACGGCAACUUUGUAUAUCGGUAAUUUGAGCUUUUUUACAACAGAAGAACAAAUGUACGAAUUAUUUAGUAGAGUCGCCGAUCCAGGUAAAGGAGGAGGAAUAAGACGUAUCAUUAUGGGUUUAGAUAGAAAUCAAAAAACUCCUUGUGGUUUUGCAUUUGUUGAAUUUUAUACACAUGCAGAAGCAGUCGAUUGUAUGCGCUUGGUGUCAGGUACAAAAUUGGACGAACGUAUCAUUCGUUGUGAUUUGGAUCCAGGCUACAAGGAAGGUAGGCAAUACGGUCGUGGAAGAUCAGGUGGACAGGUUCGUGAUGAGUACAGACAAGAAUUUGAUGCAGGAAGAGGUGGAUGGGGACAUAUUCGGUUACGUGAAGAAGAGGAGAGAAAGAUUGCAGAAGAGAUGGAGAACAGGCGACGCAGGCAACACGAAGAAGUUUAUCUCAGUCAAGAAAGAGAACAAGGUGGUCGUGUUGUGCCAACAGGAGCAGAAGGUGUUUAUGUUGAAAGAGAAGCAUGGGAGCGGACAGGCACGGGUGCUGGCCUUGGCAAUGGUCAAGCCGAUCCUCAACAGCCUCCCAAGAGACAGAGAGACGAUGAUGACGAAGGAGAUGAGAGUUAUAAAAAUCCUCGCUUCCGCGAAGACAGAGAAGACGACGAAUGAUCGGUCGUUUGCUUCACAACCCACAACAUUGUACAAUAUUAUUACAUUUACAGCAAUCAAUUCUAGUGCACAUUUGUCACCAC